AUGGCACAUUCAAGAGGCGGCCGGAACCCUAUAUACUCAUGGAAACACUUUGCCGAUUACCGCUCCAAAGUCACACAGAAGGAAUCGGAAAACGAGGACCCAACAUGGCCCCUUUACCUCGAAGAUGCUUUCCUUGAUGCUCUACUUCUCAUCCCACUCAUGGGAAGACAGAAGUUCAGCUCCAAAGGUGUACUAUAUGGCCGUAACAUGCUGCUGACCGAAUAUCUGUGGAUAUGUCACUGGCUCUUACAUCCUCCGCAUCCAGGCGAGAUUGUGCCUGUAGGCAAGGCACGGGAGAAGCACCCCAUGUACAGAGGUAGAAAGCAAGUGUCUAGUCACAUCCAAGUCCUGAAGGGGUUCUUUCUCACCCAUCCGAUUUUCCACUUCCUCUUUCCGGCCAAGAAAGACGAAAAGGAGGAGGACAGGAGACGCGUCAAAGAAGAUGAGGGCGAGAUCAAGUCCUUUAAGAACAACCGCGUGCUCAUCGCUCUAGCCGAUGGUCGUCUCCCUGAUGAAAGACCUAACUACGACUACUUCGCCCGCCUGCUGGCUGGCGACUCGGAAGUUUUCGUGCGACCAAAGACUUGUUGGAUCUACGUUUCCUCGUCAGAGGUUACGUUAAGCGAAGAUAGCAAACGAGCCUUCGCGGCUGACGGUACCUGCCUGGAAGCGGAUAUCGUCACACCUGACGGUACCCGCCUCGAAUGCAAAGGGGACUAUCCGCAUUUGUUGUUGAAUAGUAACAAGGAGACCAGGAGGGACCUAGACAGGAGCAGGACCGAGGGGGAGCCGCCAAAGCAUCUGCUCCAUGAGUACACCAGAACCCUCACUCAGAAGGAGUCGAGCUCGGUGAAGGAGAUCUCCGCCAGGUGGGACGACCGCUUCCCUGACCUGCGGGACAAGCUAGUGGCCGCCCUCGAUGAUACGCAUCCCUCGCAUGAGCGCACGUCCCGUUGCGUUAUCGGCCCCUGCGACACGGUUCACCUAGACGUCGUCCUCGACCUACACGCGACCAGCCAGUUCCCCUCGGGCACGCACCUUGAGGGCGCUGUCGAGCUGCAGAUAUGCCGCCCUGAGCUGGCGAACCACCGCUGGCGCUCUUUCACCAGCAUCGUGAAGCCCAGGGAGCUGGAACUGGGCGAUAGCGAGCCGCCGUUCUGGAACUGUGCCACGCCGUGUGAGAUCACCGGCCGCCAGAGGGACGUCAUCGUCGUCCCCUUCCCGGCCACGAGCUGGGCCAACACCUUCAUUCGGCUAGCGAGCUACGUGACUGCGGAGCGAGAAAGGCGAGAGCGUCGCUCAGGCCGGGAUUCGAGCAGGCCCAAGAGAGAUGAUGGGGACGACGACAAGCACAAGCCUUCCGGCAAGGUGUACACUCCCCUGGAACUGCUGAGCCAGGUCGCCAUGUACCAGGAAAUCUGGUCGGCACCCAACGACGGGUCGAAGAAGCCCAAUUGGACGCGGCGCUCCAUCAUACUCUGGACCUUCUCCAACGUCCACAGCAAGACGGACGAGAAGGGCAAGACCUCGACGGUCCCGCCUGGGACCAACUGGCGGUUCUUGACUAAGAUCGACCCGACGUCACAGUACCACCAACAGCGCGCCUACGUUACCGGAUCGCCUAGUCUCUGCCGGGAUCAUGUCAUGUCGCCCAACCCUGGCUACACGCAUCACAUCAACGCCACCAUGCACGAGAACUUUAGUUCAGCCUACGAUGCACCUACUAUCACAUUACAAGGGCAGCAGCAACAACAUACAUCCCACCUGGCCGGUCUCAACCUGCUGGAUACUUUCUCUCCCGGCGGGCUGGCCACGCCGCCGCCCACGGCCUCCCUAUCGUCGAGCUACGCCCACAGCUUCGACAGCGCGACCAUCGCCAGCAGCACCGACAGCCUGCACAAUAACAGCAACAGCAACAAUCACCAUCACCACGUGAGCUUCCUGUCGGACACAUCGGGGACUGACAGCAGCCACGGCACCGUGCUGGCCGACCACCACGCGGACCCCUUCCUGGCAGGCCUGGGAGCCCCCGGUUACGACGAUGCCGACUGCGAUCCCAGCCUCCAGGCAUGGGCUAGCGCCGCUACAGGCGGUCUACAUGGCCUGGACCCCGUCGCGCAGUGGGCGACGACGUAUGUCGACAGCCAACAGGGCAGUCUCGCCUGGGCAGACACGAGCGGCAUCGGCGCGGGCAGCGGCGGCGGCGCUGGUGCUGACUUGACAGAGAGCAGUCACUGGCAUGACGCGAGUCGCGACCACACGCCGUGGACAGACGGCAAGGACAGCUUCUGGGCUACAGGGGCUGCGGGCUCGAGCUCCAACGAGGCCACGGGCGAGCUCCCAGGGGAGCAGCAGCAGAGCCAUGAUCCCUGGGCCACGAGCACCUCGUCGGCCUGGCUGCAGUCCAUAGCAGCGGUGGCGGACGCAAAUAGCAACAUGCGGGACGCAUGGGACGACGCACACGUGCACCACAUCCUGGCAUCGUCGACCUCGUCCGUGGGGUCCGCAACAUCCUCGGCGCUGCACCUGCAUCCGAGCCACGCUACGGACGCCGAUCACCAUCUUCACCACCACCAACAACAACUCCGACAUGAUGACAUCCACAACCACCAGCAGGGGCACGACCAGGACUGUGUCACCUCGAUGCUGCAGCAUGGCGGCGGAGGCGGCGAGGACUUCUCCGCCUCCAUCGACGGCGGCGCCGCCCCCACGGCCACCACAGCCACCAACAUGUCCCCGAUGCGGCAAGCCGGCCAGAAGCGGGCGCGGGCCGAGGAAGAGGACGGCGAUGACGCUGGCGACGGAGGCGCGGCAUACCCAUGCCACUCGAUCCGCAAGCUCACGCACUCGAGCAGCACCCGCGCGCCCGCUGCCGUCAUGCUGGAGUCGCCCCAGCACGAGGACGAGGCACAGCCGCCUUUCCUGUAG
Neoarthrinium moseri is the source of this 2928-nucleotide messenger RNA. RefSeq lists its product as uncharacterized. The coding region runs from base 1 to 2928 and encodes 975 amino acids. Gene Ontology annotation, molecular function: RNA polymerase II cis-regulatory region sequence-specific DNA binding; DNA-binding transcription factor activity, RNA polymerase II-specific. Gene Ontology annotation, biological process: regulation of transcription by RNA polymerase II. The transcript has 3 exons. The record is from RefSeq and is a predicted model, not a curated record. NCBI's taxonomy places the organism in Eukaryota, Fungi, Ascomycota, Sordariomycetes, Amphisphaeriales, Apiosporaceae. Gene Ontology annotation, cellular component: transcription regulator complex.